Paramacrobiotus metropolitanus is the source of this 2219-nucleotide messenger RNA. RefSeq lists its product as uncharacterized. Lineage: Eukaryota; Metazoa; Tardigrada; Eutardigrada; Parachela; Macrobiotidae. Bases 16 to 1983 code for a protein of 655 amino acids. Gene Ontology annotation, biological process: cytoplasmic microtubule organization; mitotic cell cycle; spindle assembly. The transcript has 13 exons. Gene Ontology annotation, cellular component: gamma-tubulin complex; equatorial microtubule organizing center; centrosome. Gene Ontology annotation, molecular function: gamma-tubulin binding; microtubule minus-end binding. The record is from RefSeq and is a predicted model, not a curated record.
UUAAAAAAGUUUCAAAUGAAGCAGACUGCAAAUCUUUCCAGGAACUUCGAAAUUCACGCUGCAUACUCGUAUUGUUGUUAUUGUGCGCCGUGCCCUGCCUUUCGUUUCUUCGAAUUUUUAUUUGGCAGAUUAAUCUGCGUUUUAAAAGGCAUGAAUAUGAAUAUCAAAUCGUUUCCAGUGUUGGACCUUAUGCUGUGUAUUUCGGGGUAUGGAUCCGACGGCGAACCUGCAUGGGUGAAAUUUGGCGCCCCAGCCGAACAAGCCAUCAUCCAAGAGCUGCUUAAUCUCGGCCAAGUGCGGAAAGAGCUGAAGAAAUACCAGGCGAAUUGUGAAGCUAUAGGCCGCGCCGGGCACUAUCUGGUGGCAGCAGCGACGCUGGCAGUCCGGGACAUCUCUGCUGCUUUUGAUGGGAAGAUAAUUCAGCAGAAUGAUGCCAUGCAGAGCUCUGGAACAAGCUCCUUGCAGUCCAUCUAUGCGGCACUGAUUCAGUUUAAGCCGUCGCUGUCUGCCUGUUUGUCAUUCCUGAAAUGGAUCGAUGAAGAUGAAUCGUUGCAUGGUUUCUCAGUGGGCCAGCUGCUGGAUGAAUGCACGAAUCGCAGGCAGUGUUCGCACGGUCAAGCCAGGACUGCUCUCGAUACCAUUUUUAUCAGGAUGUUUACUGCAUUUAAGCGAAUUUUGAUCGGAUGGUUGGCAUUUGGACUGCUUGACCUUCGAGUCAACACAUUUUUUGUGAAAGAGCCGGUUGACUGCAUUACGUAUUUUCGCGAAAUAUUCCCGGUAAUUUGUGAACCGGUGAAAGCUCCUCGGGACUUCUCUGCUGAUCUGGUGGAAAAGAUCGCUCAGUAUGGUUAUAUCAGAAAGUUUCUCGGCUACAAGUCCGAAAACUUUGAAGAUUCUGAUUUUCAUUCUCUUAUUAUUGCGGAAGCUGAUGCUUUGAAAAAGAUGUCUCCAGUGGAAUAUACUCCCUCAUCACUUGAAACUAUCGUCGCUAACUUUGGAAAUUUAUAUUCUAGGGCGCUUUACGUUAAGAUAUUCGAAGAAUGCCAAGUUCAUCGGAUUCUGAAGCAGUUUCAUCUCGUCUAUUUAAUGGCAUUGAUCGACGUUUUCGAUGAUUUCAUUGUUCAAGCCGAUCCUUAUCUACAGAAACAAUGUUCACUACAGAAUAAGCACGAUCUUAACGCCGUAUUUGACCGCUGCUUCGAGGGCACGAAAUUUAAAAGGGCGUACAAUCCGUCGUUGUUUGAUCAGCGAAAUGCCUUUCCCGUUGAGAAAACGGCCGAUAAAGGAUUUGACUGUUUUUGUUUGUCGUUCACUCAGGGUGUUUCUUCCGUGGCAUGGGACUGCAUCACCAUGGAAUUUCUGGUGCAACCGCCUUUGGAUUGGUUUUUUCAUCGCAAAGCUAUCGAUAGAUACAAGCGUAUAUUCCGGUUCCUUUUCCGUUUGAAACGUUUGAAUAUAGCAUUCAAACGCACACUGGAAAAUCUCCGUUUGGCUCAUUCGUCAGGACGAAUUGAGUAUGGGGAUUAUAUGGAAAUAUUCCAGUGGCACCGUCGAUUUUCCGGUGUGAUUUGCGCAGUUCAGGGUUAUAUCCAGGACGAUGUAAUCCAUAUCGCAUGGACGGAUUUCCAACGAAGAAUGCGCGACUUAAGUGAUUUUAUCAAGCUUGUGGAAGCGCAUGAAGCUUUUUUGAACAACAUCUUUGCUUCGUCAUUCAUUGAAAAUGAUCAGUUUUACAAAUGUGUUAUCUCCAUUGCGAAAUCCUGUCUUAAUGUCUGUGUGGAAUUGGAUGUCCAAUUUGCGAAGCCGGCAGAUGAGGAAAUCAAUCUGGCGAUUGUGCAUGCUGAAAUGGCGGAUCUUAACAGUUUGGCGAACUUACUCCUAGCUCUUAUCGGGACGGGAAUCACCGCCAAAGGUUCCGGACUGACCAUGUUGAAUCUUCGAAUGAACUUUACGGAGCGUGAAGGCAUUUCGCAGGUGUUUUAAAUAUUUUUGAAACUGAGCGAUAAAUCUUUAAUGUUUGAAAUAUAACUUUGCGCGUUAUGCUGAGUUUAAAGAUUUUAUAGCUGUUCUGUUACGGCAUAUAGCUACCUAAUCAGUAGUUGUAACAUGUAAUGAUUCGCAUCAGCGUUUUUUGUUCACUUUAGUUUUGUUUAUAGCUGCUUUGUCAGGCGUUGUCGUUUUUGGUAAAGUUUGAUUCUCGCUUCCUGCUGAUUAAAUUC